AUUCCCGGCGACAGUAACCACAACAUCACGAAGCCUUUUGUCCUGCCUGCAGAAAACGAGCGAUAAACACACACACACACACACACAUACACACAUAUAUAUUUAUAAUUUAUUAAUACUUUCGCAGUAUAACCCAUUUUAAUUUUUUAAUAAAUCUCAUUGAAUGUAAAUCUGAUGAAGAUAGAGGGAUGGCGGAGGAGGAAGAGCGCGGUCCCGGUUCGGUCUAUCAGAUGUUCGUGUUGAUGGAGGAUUUGCUGGAUAAACUGAAAGUUCUGGAUUAUGAGCAGCAGGUUCUGGAAAAACACAACAUUAAACCUCUGUCCAGGCAUUAUUUUGUUUCAAGCCCUCAUGUGCUGUCAAAUCCCGGAGAGCAGUUCUUUAUGUUCAGUGUAAUUGCUGCUUGGUUGAUUUCUCUAUGUGGACGGCCAUUUGACACACCGCAAGAGUACGACGACCCUAACGCCACCGUCUCCAACAUCCUGUCAGAACUGCGUGCACUGGGUGGGCAGGUGGAUUUCUCUCCAUCUAAGCUAAAAUCUGGAUCUGGUGAGCAUGUCUGUUAUGUUCUGGACCAGCUGGUUGAAAAGGCACUAAAGAGCAAAGGAUUUACCUGGAAAAGGCCACUAUACCCAUCUGUGGAGGUGGAAGAUGAGUGUGUGCAGGAAGAUGAUGCUGAACUCACACUCAGUAAAGUGGAAGAAGAGAUGACGCAGGAGGAUGAGGAGUAUGAGGAAGAGGAUGGACUUGAUUUAGACAUGCUGAAGACCAGAACCACUCAAAGUGUGGAGCUCAGGGGUUUGAGACCCACUGUGGUUCUAGAGUCAGAUGUUGAUGCUGCAGAGUGGAAUCUAGAGGUGGAGCGUGUUCUUCCACAACUGAAAGUCACCAUCCGCACUGACAACAAGGAUUGGAGGAUUCAUCUUGAUCAAAUGCAUCAACAUCAGGAUGGCAUCAACACAUCGCUGCAGGACGCCAAGGGUUGUCUGUUUAAGCUGAGAGAGGACAUCACUAAAACUCUGGAGAAAGUGAGCAGUCGUGAGAAAUAUCUCAACACUCAGCUUGAGCAUCUGAUUUCAGAAUACCGUCAAGCACAAACACAACUCAACAAGGUCAAAGAGCUGUAUCAGCAGGCCAGUGGAGGUGUGACCGAGAGAACCAGAAUUCUGGCUGAGAUCAGUGAGGAGCUGGAGAAGGUCAAACAGGAAAUGGAAGAGAAAGGCAGCAGCAUGUCUGACGGAGCUCCAGUGGUGAAGAUCCGUCAGAGUUUGACUAAGCUGAAGCAGGAGAUUGAGCAGAUGGAUGUUCGUAUGGGAGUGGUGGAACACACAUUACUACAAGCCAAACUCAAAGAGAAAAACAACAUGACCAGAGACAUGCAUGCUACACACCUCUUAGAGUCCAACACAUAGACUUACUGACACAUACUAAAUAUAUAACUAGUAAUGUUGUAUGUGGUGGUGGUUAUAUUUAUAUACAUAUUUUAUAAGCGUUUAUAUGUGUUUUUAAGUGUAAAUGACAAAAUAUCUGGUUUUGAACAAUUCAAUAAAUAUUCUCUUUAU
Molecule: messenger RNA, 1559 nt
Organism: Xyrauchen texanus (razorback sucker)
Lineage: Eukaryota; Metazoa; Chordata; Actinopteri; Cypriniformes; Catostomidae
Gene: ift57
Product: intraflagellar transport 57 homolog (Chlamydomonas)
Exons: 11
Coding region: 189-1409 (406 amino acids)
Biological process (GO): intraciliary transport; non-motile cilium assembly
Cellular component (GO): cilium; centrosome; Golgi apparatus
Source: RefSeq, a predicted model, not a curated record